Molecule: messenger RNA, 510 nt
Organism: Strongylus vulgaris
Lineage: Eukaryota; Metazoa; Nematoda; Chromadorea; Rhabditida; Strongylidae
Source: the annotation of a GenBank genome assembly
AUGAUAUCGAUUCCUUCGCUAACUCACCUUUAUCCCAAUUCGGUCUCGAGUCUGAUUCGUCAUCCCCAUCCUCCUUCUGUUCCUUGGAUUUGGAUUGCGAUUCCGGCGUCUGAUUCGUCAUCCCCAUCCUCCUUCUGUUCCUUGGAUUUGGAUUGCGAUCCCGGCGAAAACUCCCUUUCGGUAUUUCCCUACGAUGAUCAUCCCUCCCCAUUGCUUGGCAUGCCCGAUCCAAUAAUGCCUGCUAUAGCAAUGAAUGAUUCAUUAGCAACUACAACAGCUCCUACGCGAAGGCCAAUGUUGGUGCGAAAACGAAUGCAUGAAUGUUCAAUGGUGUGUUGGCUUUUUCGCACGUUACUAACAUCCGAAUAUCGUGCUUUACCUCUGAAUGCCAUAUUCGAGAUUUUCGAAGAUACAUUGAUUGAACUGUUUGUAGAAUCCGUCUUCUGCCCACGGCCGACAUUGGCGCCAAUCCAUACGACAUUGCCUAAUGUCCUCUGCAGUGUUCGUUAG